AUGGCAUUUACUGCGGAGGAAGUCGCGAGACGCUAUCCGAUCCACUGGCUAGUGUGGAAUAAUCAUCAUGAAGAGCUGAAAGCUCAUCUGGAUAGCAACAAGUUUACACAAGAAGAACUAGAAACCAAAGACUGUAGAGGUCGCACUCCUCUGUUGCUGGCGGUGACGCUCGGCCACUUGGAGACUACGCGCGUGCUCAUCGAGGCUGGUGCUGAUGUCAACUGCGAGAAAGAUGGCUGGACUGCGGUACAAGAAGCCACCUCCACGGGUAACCCGGAGCUCCUCUCUAUGGUGCUAUCCCGGCGAGACUACCAGCGCCACGUGCUGCGCUCCGGCGGUAUACCGGACUUACUGCGCCGGCUCAGUCUCGCGCCAGACUUCUAUGUCGAGAUGAAGUGGGAGUUUACUAGUUGGGUGCCUCUAGUAUCGCGCAUGUGUCCGUUCGACACGUACAAAGUGUACAAGCGCGGUGGGAAUGUUCGGGUCGACACUACACUCGUCGGGUUCGACAACAAUCGCUGGCAGAGAGGAGACAGAACGUAUAUCUUUCGAGGACAGGGUCGCACAGCGAGUCUAAUGGAAUUAGACCAUGAACUGGGAACGUCAUGGUGUGAGUACUUGGAACCGAUGUCUGGAGAAAGAGAGUGGCCGGCGCCGCCCCCGCAUGUCAUAGAACAACGCUUGGCCGCGCCGCUAGCUAUCAACUACUUGGAUACUGACAAAAUUAGUUUUGAAAGAAAUAAGAGCGGCAUAUGGGGCUGGAGACAGGACAAGACAGAGAAUGUGAAUGGCUACGAGUGCAAAGUGUUCGGUGCGAACAACGUGGAGCUAGUGUCCAAGACUCGCACGGAGCACGUGCGGGGCGCGGGCCCGGCCGCCGCCCGCCCCGCGCACCCCGCCCCGCGGGCGCCGCUGGCGGGGCUACUGGCACUCGCAGACCCUGACGCACAUUCACCUUUGUUACCCGAAAAGCCGCCCCUACAAGACGAGUCCCCGAGUCCCCGCAGCAGUCGGUCCCGCGAGGACCUGUCGUACAUCCCGGUGACCUGGCAGGAAUACUUCUCAGACCUGGAGCUUGACAGGGACAUCGGCAGGCCGAGGGAAGUCGCCACCAAGGUGCAGAAGUUCAAAGCUACGCUGUGGCUCUGUGAGGAUUAUCCUUUAGAGUUACAAGAACAAAUAAUGCCGAUCCUCGACCUAAUGGCCGCGAUAUCGUCACCACACUUCGCCAAACUAAAAGAUUUCGUCCAAAUGCAGUUACCAGCCGGAUUCCCUGUCAAAAUUGAAAUACCUCUCUUCCACGUGCUGAACGCUCGUAUAACAUUCGGCAACAUAUUCGCUACGGAGACUCCCGUCCCUUUCAUAGAAUGUAUACAAGAAGGAGACAGACUGUCGUGUCUAGUGGACGACCAGUGCUUCUCCAUCGGCCGCGGGUACAGAGACUCCGCCGCGCCCGACGAGAGACUCGCCUGCGGAGUCGACGACGAGGAGGGCUUGCUGCAGUAUGCUAUACAACAGAGCUUGAUGGAGACUGGGACGCAGGAUGAUCAGGUGGACGUAUGGGAGGCGCUGCGCGGCGCGCGGCCCGCGUCGCCCGCGCCGGCCGCGCCGCGCAUGCGCACGCACGACACACAUCUACUCGCGCACGAGGAGCGCCAGCUACAGAGAGCGAUAGAAGCGUCCCUAGCAUCGGUGUCAUUGACCCCGAGCUCUCCCGAAGCCCCCAUAGUAGAAGAUGAACUGGACCUCGACACCGACGGUGACGCGGAACUUGCAGCCGCUUUAGCGCUGUCUGCGAGAGAACAAGCUUCCAGAGAUAUGCAGCUUGCAGCGGAACAGAGGGCGUUCGAUGAAGCGCUGCGAUUGUCGCUGCUUGAUAAGUAA
Messenger RNA from Spodoptera littoralis (African cotton leafworm), 1884 nucleotides. Lineage: Eukaryota; Metazoa; Arthropoda; Insecta; Lepidoptera; Noctuidae. The record is from the annotation of a GenBank genome assembly.